AUGUCCUCCGGCAUUCCAUAUUCCAUCCAAGAAGCAUAUAAACCGAUUGGAAACCCUCGCUGUGGUGAGGAGAGCAUCCAUUGCAACACAGUCGCCAUGGUCGGCCUCACCCCCCAGCACUAUGGCAACGCCAUAGCCCUCAUGACCUACCUCGCUUCCACAGCUCUGGCCGAUAACAAGUUCCCAGACUGCACCAGCGGCCCCCUAAGCAAACUCGCCGUCUGCGACACCUCCCGCGACGUCACCACACGCGCCCAGUCCCUCGUCGACGCCAUGUCCUUCGCGGAAAAAGUCAACAACACCCAGUACGAAGCCCCCGGCGUGCCGCGCCUAGGCCUCCCCGCCUACAACUGGUGGAGCGAGGCGCUGCACGGGGUCGCCGGGGCACCCGGCGUGCACUUCGCGGACAGCGGGCCCUUCAGCUACGCGACGUCGUUCGCGCAGCCCAUCCUCCUCGGCGCCUCGUUCGACGACGAGCUGGUCAAGCAGGUCGCCACGGUGGUGGGGACGGAAGGCCGAGCCUUCGGGAACGCCGGGCGCGCAGGACUCGAUUACUGGACGCCGAACAUCAACCCCUUCCGCGAUCCGCGCUGGGGGCGGGGACAGGAGACGCCCGGCGAAGACCCGCUGCAUGUCUCGCGGUACGUGUACCAUCUCGUCGACGGGCUGCAGGGCGGGAUUGGGCCGGCGCGGCCGCAGAUCGCGGCGACGUGCAAGCACUUCGCGGCGUAUGACAUGGAGGACUGGAACGGGGUGUCGCGGCACGAGUUCGAUGCGCGCGUGUCCACGCAGGACCUGGCGGAGUUCUACCUGCCGUCGUUCAAGAGCUGCGUCCGCGACGCGCAGGUCGACGCGGUCAUGUGCAGCUACAAUGCGCUGAACGGCGUGCCUACCUGUGCGGACCCGUAUCUGCUGCAGACUCUGCUCCGCGAGCACUGGGACUGGGACCAGCCCGGGCAUUGGGUUGUGUCGGACUGCGGCGCCAUCGACGACAUCUACAUCGGGCAUAACUACACGAAGACGGGUGCCGAGGCGGCAGCCGUGGCGCUCAACGCGGGCACGGACCUGGACUGUGGGACUGUGUUUCCCAAGCACCUGGGCGAGGCGGCAGAGCAGGGGCUGUAUACGAACCAGACCCUGGAUAGGGCGCUCGUCCGCUUGUACUCCUCCCUCGUCAAGCUGGGCUACUUCGAUCCCGCAGAGAAGCAACCGUACGGCUCCAUCGGCUGGAAGGACGUCGAUACCCCUGCGGCAGAGCAACUGGCGCACAAAGCGGCCGUCGAGGGCAUCGUCCUCCUCAAGAACGACCAAACCCUGCCGCUCAAGGCCAAAGGCACGCUUGCCCUGAUCGGACCCUACGCCAACGCCACCAAGCAAAUGCAGGGCAACUACCAGGGCCCACCCAAGUACAUCCGCACCCUCGAAUGGGCCGCCACCCAGCACGGCUACCAAGUCCAGUACUCCCCCGGCACGGCAAUCAACAACAGCAGCACCGCCGGCUUCGCGGCCGCGCUCGCGGCCGCCAAAGACGCCGACGUCGUGCUCUACGCCGGCGGCAUCGACAAUACCAUUGAAUCGGAGACCCUGGACCGCACCACCAUCACCUGGCCCGGAAACCAACUCUCCCUGAUCUCCGAGCUCUCCAACCUCCACAAACCGCUCAUCGUCAUCCAGUUCGGCGGCGGGCAGGUCGACGACACCCCGCUCCUCACCAACCCCCACGUCAACGCCCUGCUCUGGGCCGGCUAUCCAAGCCAGGAAGGAGGGGCCGCCAUCUUCGACAUCCUGACCGGCAAAGCCGCGCCGGCCGGCCGGCUGCCAAUCACCCAGUAUCCGGCCGCGUAUACCGCGCAGGUUCCGAUGACGGAGAUGGGGCUGCGCGCCGGUGGAGACAACCCGGGGCGCACGUACCGGUGGUACGACAAGGCGGUGGUGCCGUUCGGCUUCGGGCUGCACUAUACCUCAUUCGAAGUGAGCUGGGACCGCGGGAGACUGGGGCCGUAUAACACUGCGGCGUUGGUGAACCGUGCGCCUGGGGGGUCGCAUGUCGACCGAGCCUUGUUCGAUACGUUCCGCGUGCAGGUGCAGAACACAGGGACAGUGACGUCGGACUACGUGGCGCUGCUGUUCGUGAAGACCGAGGAUGCGGGUCCGGAGCCGUAUCCGCUCAAGACGCUGGUGGGAUAUACCCGGGUGCAACAGGUGAAGCCUGGUGAGCGACGGUCAGUCGAGAUUGAAGUGACGCUGGGGGCGAUGGCGCGCACGGCCGCGAAUGGUGAUUUGGUGCUGUAUCCGGGGAAGUAUACGCUGCAGGUGGAUGUGGGAGAGAGGGGGUAUCCUACGGCUCGCGUUUCGGUUCAUGGGAAGGAGGUGGUUUUGGAUCAUUUUCCGCAACCUCCAGAGGGGCGGUGA
Aspergillus clavatus NRRL 1 is the source of this 2412-nucleotide messenger RNA. RefSeq names its product putative beta-xylosidase (gene bxlB). Gene Ontology annotation, biological process: arabinan catabolic process; xylan catabolic process. Bases 1 to 2412 code for a protein of 803 amino acids. Gene Ontology annotation, cellular component: plant-type cell wall. The transcript has a single exon. The record is from RefSeq and is a predicted model, not a curated record. NCBI's taxonomy places the organism in Eukaryota, Fungi, Ascomycota, Eurotiomycetes, Eurotiales, Aspergillaceae. Gene Ontology annotation, molecular function: xylan 1,4-beta-xylosidase activity; alpha-L-arabinofuranosidase activity.